This is a messenger RNA of Closterium sp. NIES-65, 702 nucleotides long. NCBI's taxonomy places the organism in Eukaryota, Viridiplantae, Streptophyta, Zygnematophyceae, Desmidiales, Closteriaceae. The record is from the annotation of a GenBank genome assembly.
AUGUGGAGGCCACGCAGGACACCAGAGGGGACCACAAGGCACGCGAGGGUGGUGGAGCUACGCGCAACGGCUGGUCCAGAGCGUCACGGCGAGGGGGGCGAGGGGCCCAGCUGGAAGAGCUGCUGCUGCGACCGGUGCUCGCAGGGCCUCCCGGACCCCACUGCGGCGGGGGACCCCAGUGCUGCUGCGGACCCCACUGCAGCGGGGGCCCCCACUACUAGAACUGCUGCGGUGUCUACUACUGCUGCUGUCCCUCCUGUGGCUGGUGCUGCUGUGGCUGCUGCUGCUGGGGGGCAGCACCCCCACCGGUCGGGCCACCACCUGUGGGUGGACCUGUCUAUCCUGCGCCUCCUCCAAGGCCCCCUCCCCCUGGUGCACCACCGCCGCCGCCGCCGCCUCCACCACCACCGCCGCUCCCACCUCCACCGCCCCCUCCACCGCCACCUCCUCCGCCCCCACCUCCCCCCUUCCCGCCCUUCUUGCCACUCUUGCCCCGUUUCAGCCAGUCUAAGGCAGAAAUGGCAGCGGUGUCCUCAGAGACCGACACAGCAGCAAAAGCGUGGUGGCGGAGGCAACGGUGAGGAGGCUGUUCUCGAUGGUCCCGAGAGCAGUCUGAAGGAGGUCUAUAGUGAGUUCAGUGGGGUGCUUCUGAAGAAGCGCGUCGCGGGUAGUGGCAAGGCGGUCAGGGAGGCGGGUGACUAA